Molecule: messenger RNA, 1248 nt
Organism: Pochonia chlamydosporia 170
Lineage: Eukaryota; Fungi; Ascomycota; Sordariomycetes; Hypocreales; Clavicipitaceae
Product: chitinase 3 precursor
Exons: 2
Coding region: 1-1248 (415 amino acids)
Biological process (GO): carbohydrate metabolic process
Cellular component (GO): extracellular region
Molecular function (GO): chitinase activity; cellulose binding
Source: RefSeq, a predicted model, not a curated record
AUGCAUUAUUUACGUGCACUUUCCGGUCUCAGCCUUCUUGGUCUAGCAUCUGCUGCCCCCUUCACUGAUAACUCACCACUUCAACGACGACAAGCCCCAGGAGCCCAGAACGUUGUAUAUUGGGGCCAAAACGGCGGUGGUACAAUUGAGAACAACGACCUAGCCUCAUAUUGCAAGUCAAAUUCCGGCAUUGACGUACUCGUCCUAGCCUUCCUCUACCAAUUUGGCAGCGGUGGAAACAUCCCCAGCGGCACAAUCGGCCAGUCAUGCUACGUUAGCACUGCUGGUCAAGGCCAAAACUGCGAAGCCUUAACUGCCGCCAUACACACCUGCCAAUCUGCUGGCGUGAAGAUAAUCUUGUCUCUUGGCGGUGCCACGAGCUCUUAUUCCCUGCAGUCGCAGGCGCAGGCCGAGCAAAUCGGCCAGUAUCUGUGGGAUUCGUACGGCAACUCUGGAAACACUACAGUCCAGCGGCCCUUUGGCAGUAAUUUCGUAAAUGGAUUCGACUUUGACAUUGAGGUGAACGGCGGAAGCAGCCAGUACUACCAGUACAUGAUUGCCAAGUUGCGAGCCAACUUUGCGUCAGACAAGUCCAACACGUACUACAUUACUGGUGCACCGCAAUGCCCUAUCCCCGAGCCAAAUAUGGGGGUCAUUAUCAGCAACUCUGUUUUUGACUAUCUUUUCGUGCAGUUCUACAAUAACAACAACUACACCGUCCCAUGUGCACUGGGAAUCAACGGCGACGCUCCUUUCAACUACAACAACUGGACGGCGUUCAUAUCCCACACUCCCUCUGCUAAUGCCAAGAUAUUCAUUGGUGUACCAGCUUCACCCUUAGGUGCGAACGGGACUCCCGCUGGUGCAGCGUACUACGCCACUCCAGAGCAGCUUGCCGACAUCGUUAAUGAGUACAAGUCUGACGCACAUUUCGGCGGUGUCAUGAUGUGGAGUGCUGGCUUUUCGGAUUCCAAUGUCAACAAUGGAUGUACCUAUGCGCAGGAAGUUAAAAAUAUUCUCGUUAGUGGUGUGCCGUGCGGAUCGUCGGGCCCCCCUACCUCAACUCAUACUGCGACUACAACGACCAUUACGAAGACGACGUCGACUAGUUCUCCGACUGCAUCCCCAACUGGUGGGACAGUUCCUCAGUGGGGACAGUGUGGUGGUCAGGGAUACACUGGGCCUACUCAGUGCGUUGCGCCUUACAAGUGUGUUGCACAAGGAGCUUGGUGGUCAUCAUGUCAGUGA